ACUAUUUUAUGGUAAGAGAACUCUUUAUAUGUUUUAUAAUUAUUUCUUUAUUUUUAGUCAACUCUCUGUUACUAUGAUGCUAAAGAUGCACUCGCUCUUGCCCCUGAGAAUGCAGAAGCUAAAACUUUGAUGGCUUCACUUGAGAAAAAAGCAAAGGACAGCAGACAACAGGCCAUACAGUUACAUCUAAUGGGCAAAAUCAAAGAAGCUCUCUCUAAAAUAUCCACUGCCAUAGAAACCAAUCCAUCAGUGGCAGAUUUUCAUGUCUUUCGUGGUGCGCUUCAUAGAAGGAUGUCUGAUUUUAAUGCUGCCAUAGACGAUUAUCUCUUAGCUAUGGACAAAACGGACCAUGAAGAAUCUAACAGCACAUACAAAGAGGCACAAAGACAACUUCUUCUGUGCUAUAAUGACUUUGCUGUGGAAUGCUUCAGGAAAGGAUUCUAUGAUGAGGCAGUUGUUCUGUUAAACAAAGCAAUCAAAGGGGAAAAAAAUGAAAAAGGACUUUACAUUAACAGAGGAGAUUGUUUUUUCCGCCUGAAUGAGUUGCACUUCGCUCUAUCCGACUACCAACAGGCGCUGGAGAUGGAUAGCAGUGACUGGUCUGUCCGCUGCAGACUGUCCAUUGUCUACAACGAGUUUGGAAUACUGGAGUACUACGACAGGCAUUACCUGGAAGCUAUUGAUCACCUGACCACGUGUAUUCGAUACAACCCGCGCAUUGGAGCUUACUACUUGUCACGUGCCAGGGCUCGUUAUAUGAUAGAGGACUUGGACGGUGCUCGACAUGACGUCCUUGUUUCACUCUAUUUAGACCCUGAGAACAAGGAAAUUGUGUCGAUUUUUUCACGGCUGUUUCCUGGACGCGCGAUAACUGACGUCAUGAAGAGUCACAUGGGAAUAGCAGCCGCACGUCAGGCCGAGGCUUCCAUCCGGGAAACCAACAGUUACCAAGAGCUGUCCCAGCAUGCCACAGGUGUGAAGAAUUCUGAAGCAACAGCCAAGUUUAGCGGUAAAUCUGUUCUACCACCGAUUCGUGGCUCUGUUUUUCCAGAAAUACGAGCCUGUAUGGAGGAACAGGACUUCCACAUCAAUAUUAUAAAGGGAAAGAAAAAGGCUACGAAGGCUUUGCACAAGGCGUUAAGUGCUCGUCAAGAUCUGAGUUUCAAAGGUCCUAGAGUCCAGUCUACCUUAUCAGUGCCAACCGAGAGAAGUCUGGUGAAGUUUGGAGGGCUGACCGAGAAAAGAAGUAAAGAUCAAAAAGCUUUGGUUCACCUAGCGUAGCAGCCAUGAGAGAAAAAAGAAAAAUCGAUUUUUUUGCUGGUAUUGAUACCAAUAAUGGACACGACAAAUUUUUAAACCCAUUCGUUUGAGUCUUAUCAAAGCAGAAAUCCCCCUUGCCAUUGAAAAUCUUUUACCUUAGUUGUGGAUCAGUAUUGUAUUUUAGAGAUUUGAAGAAAAGUUGCAAACAAGUUUGAGAACAGCACAUUUACAUUAUUUAGGAGCAGAUAUUUAUAUUGUACAAGUGUAAAAUAUAUAAAUUUAAUUUCGUAGAACUGAAAUGA
Molecule: messenger RNA, 1562 nt
Organism: Orbicella faveolata
Lineage: Eukaryota; Metazoa; Cnidaria; Anthozoa; Scleractinia; Merulinidae
Product: tetratricopeptide repeat protein 16-like
Molecular function (GO): protein binding
Source: RefSeq, a predicted model, not a curated record